AUGUCAAGUAGAAGAAACAGUCAUAACCGCCGCCCAUCGCGUAGCGGCUCCGGCAGAGGUCCUUCUCAACGGCGUGCUUCUGCUUCAAGACGUCGUCCAUCCGUCAGAACCCCAGCUGACCGAGCCCAAGAACAAAGACCGCAUCCCCAAAUCCUAGCCGAUCUCCCGUACCCAUCAUAUCGAGCAUAUAACACUCGGGACUUAGCUCACGCACUCCAAGCCAACGCCGACGGCGCCCCAGCCAGGUUCGCUACUCGUUUAGACAACACCCAGUUAGGUAUCUUGCGCGCUGCUCUCCCAGCUGACAUCGGCGUCCAUCCUACGGCUGAUAUCCGCUUCUUUCUCGAAUCAUGGGUCGGUAUCCUGGAUACUGUUUUCUUUUUCGGAAACUUGAUUCGUCGAGGACUAGAAGGUGGGUUUAGUCUGUACAAUAAACCUAAUAGUAGGCGCCAAGGCUUCUACAAUAGAGAGACGAAGAAUGUCAGGAUUAAUACAUGGGAUGGAGGACAGGAUCCUGCACGGUUCGCUGAGCAGUUGCUUUGCACUCUGUUUCAUACCAUGUUGUCUGCGUUCCUGGACUUGUACGGAUGCGAGUGCGCCGAAUGUGUUAGAACAGAGAAUGCAGAGCAAGGAGGUCUGGGUACGGGCCAUGGUCCGCCGUGGCUGAAUUCUAUCACGGCUUUGCAGAGGGAGUUGCAAAGGGAAGUUCCUUGGCAGGUAGACUGCAAUAUCCUGGAAUCUGUACAACAUGAGAUGAAGCAAACUCCGAGCUGGAAACCAAGAAACGACCAACUGGAGCGAUGGGGAGCAGAAUCUCUCAUACAAGUGGAAGAACCUCCUCCUGAGCAGCCUGUCCGUCGUCAACCUGUGGAUAAUGAAGAUGAUGAUCUCGGUCAUCAUCAACGCACAGGAGUGCGGCAGAAAGAACAAACUAGUUGCUGCGUCAUCCUGUGA
Mollisia scopiformis is the source of this 954-nucleotide messenger RNA. RefSeq lists its product as uncharacterized. The record is from RefSeq and is a predicted model, not a curated record. The transcript has a single exon. Lineage: Eukaryota; Fungi; Ascomycota; Leotiomycetes; Helotiales; Mollisiaceae. Bases 1 to 954 code for a protein of 317 amino acids.